AUGCGAGAUGGUGUGACGGGGAAAUUCAGACUCGUCCCUCGAAAUGAGGCUGUGGUCUCGGUGUUCGACUCGAAUUUCCUAGUUGGCGACGGGAUCUGGGAAGGCAUCCGAGCGAACAAAGGCCGCGUCCAAUUUGCCCGCGAUCAUAUUAAUCGCUUGUUCCAGAGUGCGAAAGCUAUGUAUAUGGACUUGGGAUUGACCAAAAGAGACCUCCUGGAGCUCUUGCACGUGACGCUUGAUGCGAACGGCAUGAAUGAUGAAGCUGCAGUUCACAUUCGCCUCGUGGUGAGCCGAGGUCUCAAGUCGACUCCGUAUCAAAACCCCAGCGUGAAUGUCGGUCUGCCUCUUAUCACCAUCAUUCCGGAGGUGAAGGCAGUUGCUGUCGACAUGAAAUCGCGUGGACUGAGAUUGGCCACCACCUGGGUACGUCGAGGGCCGCCCGACGUCAAGGACGAACAGUGGAAUCAUAUCUCCAAAGCGACCGACAUCCAGGCCUGCAUCAGCGCAAACGUCAUGGGCGUAGACGAGGCGCUCAUGCUUGAUCAGCGCGGGUUUGUGAAGACGUGCAAUUCCGUCAAUUUUUUCAUUGUUCGAGGGACAGAGGUCUGGGCGCCGACGAAGGAUAACCAGAUGCAGGGCAUCACUCGUCAGAAAACCAUCGAUGUCUGUAAGGCCAACGGCAUCACGGUGCGCGAAUUGGAUUUUUCAUUGACCGAAGUCUAUGGAGCCGACGAAGCAUUCUGCACCGGCACCUUUCCCAGCCAGAUCCAUGUUGUCGAGGUAGACGGCCGGCGGAUAGGGAACGGCAAGCGAGGGCCUGUUACACAGAGAAUCCAAGAACUCUACCAAGAGCUCGUUGCUCGCGAUGUGUCGAGAACCCGCGAGGAGAUAGCCGCCGAGGUCGAAGCAGAACGGGACCUGAGUUUCUUGCGUCGCCUGAAUGGCAGCGUCCUUUAG
Capronia epimyces CBS 606.96 is the source of this 957-nucleotide messenger RNA. RefSeq names its product branched-chain amino acid aminotransferase. Lineage: Eukaryota; Fungi; Ascomycota; Eurotiomycetes; Chaetothyriales; Herpotrichiellaceae. The record is from RefSeq and is a predicted model, not a curated record. The coding region runs from base 1 to 957 and encodes 318 amino acids. The transcript has 2 exons. Gene Ontology annotation, molecular function: catalytic activity. Gene Ontology annotation, biological process: carboxylic acid metabolic process.